AGUAUUUUAGAGCAAGGGUUUGGGUUUAUACUCUUCCAGAAAACAAAUCGAUGCCAUAUUCUCUGUGCAAUUCCUAAAAACCUUUCCAAAAUAGCAAUUAUUUUGAUUUUUUUGCCAUGGGUGUUGAAUUAAUUUUGUUUAACCGAUGAGUUAAUAACCUCGAUUAGGCGGUGAUCACGAUGGCACAACCGUCUGUAAUACUUGCAACAGCUAGUUAUGAUCACACAAUUAAAUUUUGGGAGGCAAAAAGCGGGCGGUGCUACAGAACUAUUCAGUACCCUGAUUCACAAGUUAAUCGGCUAGAGAUAACUCCAAAUAAACAAUACUUGGCUGCAGCGGGCAAUCCACAUAUUCGAUUGUUUGAUGUUAACUCAAGCACUCCUCAACCUGUGCUGAGCUAUGAUCAGCACACAAAUAAUGUUAUGGCAGUGGGGUUUCAAUGUGAUGGAAACUGGAUGUAUUCUGGUUCUGAGGAUGGGACAGUAAAGAUCUGGGAUUUAAGGGCUGCAGGUUGUCAAAUGGAAUAUGAAAGUCGCGCUGCUGUUAAUACUGUUGUCUUACACCCAAAUCAGACAGAACUAAUAUCAGGAGACCAAAAUGGAAAUAUUCGUGUGUGGGAUUUGACAGCAAACUCAUGUAGUUUCGAAUUGGUGCCAGAGGUGGAUACAGCUGUAAGGUCUUUAACAGUUAUGUGGGACGGGAGCAUGGUGGUUGCUGCUAAUAAUCAUGGAACAUGUUAUGUUUGGCGCUCGAUGCGAGGGACCCAGACUAUGACCAACUUCGAGCCACUUCAUAAGCUGCAAGCACAUAGUGGAUACAUUCUCAAAUGUCUCCUUUCUCCUGAGUUUUGCGAGCCCCACCGAUAUCUGGCCACUGCAUCCUCCGAUCGCACUGUCAAGAUUUGGAAUGUUGAUGGUUUCACAUUAGAGAAAACUUUGAUAGGACAUCAACGAUGGGUAUGGGACUGUGUUUUCUCAGUAGAUGGUGCCUAUCUCAUUACAGCCUCUUCUGAUACAACUGCAAGACUUUGGUCCAUGACAUCUGGUGAAGACAUAAGGGUGUAUCAAGGGCACCACAAAGCAACCGUAUGUUGUGCACUCCAUGAUGGAGCUGAACCCUCUGCAUGUUGAACAUCAUAUCAUGUUUAGGUUUUUGGGUGGGUCCACAUUGGUGAUAACAAACUGCACAGAUUGUCUGUAACUUGUAUUAAAAUAUCUUUGCUGCAACUGAUUUUUUAGUGUUGUUCUGUUCCCUUGUCCGUUCCACCUUCAAGAACUGCACUUUGAAGUUCAAUUCCUCCAGUGUACAUCAUUUGUGAUUACAGAUUUUACUAGAUAUGCAUAUGUGCUGUUCUUGUUUUUGUUA
Messenger RNA from Mangifera indica (mango), 1365 nucleotides. RefSeq names its product target of rapamycin complex subunit LST8. Gene Ontology annotation, molecular function: protein binding. Gene Ontology annotation, biological process: regulation of actin cytoskeleton organization; TOR signaling. Gene Ontology annotation, cellular component: TORC1 complex; TORC2 complex. NCBI's taxonomy places the organism in Eukaryota, Viridiplantae, Streptophyta, Magnoliopsida, Sapindales, Anacardiaceae. The transcript has 10 exons. The record is from RefSeq and is a predicted model, not a curated record. The coding region runs from base 180 to 1130 and encodes 316 amino acids.